CCAAUCGGCGGCGGGCUGUCGGAUUCAAAUCGCGAGCGUUGGGCCUGCGAGGUCGUUGGUCUCAGUCGAGUCGUUGUGUGGUUGGACGCGGACGUGCUGUGUUUUCUUCUCGCCCGCCGCGUCGGCAGGAUGGCUCACAAGCAGAUCUAUUACUCGGACAAGUACUUCGACGAGCACUACGAGUACCGGCAUGUCAUGUUACCCAGAGAACUCUCCAAACAAGUACCCAAAACCCACCUGAUGUCGGAGGAGGAGUGGAGGAGACUCGGGGUCCAGCAGAGCCUGGGAUGGGUUCACUACAUGAUUCAUGAGCCAGAGCCGCAUAUUCUUCUCUUUAGACGACCUCUUCCAAAAGAUCAACAGAAGUGAAGUGUAGCUGGAGAUCGUUCUAUUCCCAAUUUAAUGUAUAUGUGUAUAUAAGGGUAGUAUUCAGUGAAUACUUAAGAUGUACAGACCUUCUGGCAGCCCUGUGCGUGAGCUGUAUUCUUCACAGCGACAGAGCUCAGCUCCGGCCUGCCGCAGCGAGCUCCCGG
This is a messenger RNA of Ochotona princeps (American pika), 533 nucleotides long. RefSeq names its product CDC28 protein kinase regulatory subunit 2 (gene CKS2). Gene Ontology annotation, biological process: regulation of mitotic cell cycle. Gene Ontology annotation, molecular function: protein kinase binding; cyclin-dependent protein serine/threonine kinase activator activity; histone binding. Gene Ontology annotation, cellular component: SCF ubiquitin ligase complex; cyclin-dependent protein kinase holoenzyme complex. The transcript is spliced from 3 exons. Lineage: Eukaryota; Metazoa; Chordata; Mammalia; Lagomorpha; Ochotonidae. The coding region runs from base 130 to 369 and encodes 79 amino acids. The record is from RefSeq and is a predicted model, not a curated record.